This is a messenger RNA of Peniophora sp. CBMAI 1063, 1896 nucleotides long. Lineage: Eukaryota; Fungi; Basidiomycota; Agaricomycetes; Russulales; Peniophoraceae. The record is from the annotation of a GenBank genome assembly.
AUGGCAUACCAAUUUCUGGCGACUGGCGACGAUGAGCGCCGCGUGCACUUUGCGACAAGCUCGACCGGUCAUCUUCUGAGCGAGGAAGGCUACUCGCACGGCUCGCAUUCUCCAGCAUCGUCUGUAUCGAGCUUCACGAGCAGCAGUGCUCCGCCUCGUUCAGCAUUCAACCGCCGGUCAAGCGGAUAUAGCGUCGUAAACUCAAAUACGCCUUACGACAGUGCGGGAAGAAAGAUGGGCGGCACAAUGGUGGCGGGGACAGGACUUGGAAACAAGUUCGCGCUCCCAGCAAACCCGCAACGCCUGGGAUCGUUUGCGUACGAAGGCCGACGCCAAGAAGCCGAUGACGCACUGCAUAAUCCUAGCGCCCACGAUGACGACCUCAACCUGUUCUCCGCUCGUGGUCUGGCCAAUGUCGGCUGUUUGCUAGUGCUCUGUGCGGCUAUCCUGGGACUCUUUGCUGGAUACCCUAUAUUCACCUAUUUUAACGAGCGAAAUCAUCCUGCAGGGAGCGCAAACACUCUCGCAAACGACUCGGGCAUGAUAACUUCCAUGCACGGCUUGUGGAGUCUGAUUGACCCGGAUACCCCGGAGGAUGCGAAGAAGAAGAAGGCGUGGAACGGAGGCGAUGACAUGGAGCUCAUAUUCAGCGAUGAGUUCAAUCAGGAUGGUCGCACGUUUGCACCUGGCGACGAUAAGUACUGGACCGCCGUCGAUCUGCAUUACUGGCAGACUAACAAUCUGGAAUGGUAUGACCCGUCUGCCAUCACUACCAAAGACGGCAAACUCGUUAUCACGCUAUCCGAAGCUACGCCCGAGCUCAACCACGGCAUGAACUAUAAGGGUGGCAUGAUGACAACCUGGAAUCAAUUCUGCUUUACUGGAGGUAUGGUCGAGGCUAGUGUCACGCUUCCAGGUGCCAACGACGUCGUUGGCUUGUGGCCGGCUAUCUGGAGUAUGGGCAACCUCGGACGCGCGGGCUAUGGCGCAUCGCUAGAGGGACUUUGGCCUUACUCUUAUGACUCCUGCGAUGUCGGAACCGCCCCGAAUCAGACUGUGAACGGACAACCCGUCGCCGCGACUGAGAAUGGUGAUCCGAGUGUCAACGGCAUCCUUUCAUACCUUCAAGGACAACGCCUUUCUCGCUGUACCUGCGGCGGCGAGAGCCACCCUGGCCCCAAACACUCCGACGGCACAUAUGUUGGCAGGGCGGCGCCCGAGAUCGACAUGUUCGAAGCUACCGUCGAAGCUUCUGUGGGUUCCACAGACAGUGAUGCGCUUGCCGGGCUCGUUUCACAGUCAGCACAGUGGGCUCCUUUCAAUCAGGGAUACAUCUGGAAGAACACGUCUGACAACUUGAAGAUCUACGACACAUCCAUCUCCGAACAGAACCCCUACAUUGGAGGCAAAACCCAACAGGCGACCUCGGCCCUCACGAAUACGAACCAAGACUGCUACGAACUCGAAGGCGGAUGCUCGUCAGUGUACGGUUUUGAAUACGUGCCAGGGUUCGACAACGCGUACAUCACAUGGGUCACCGACAACAAAGCCAGUUGGACCAUCAACGCGGCAGGCGUAGGUGCGGACGACUCCGUCGGCAUCUCCGCUCGACCAGUCCCGCAGGAGCCUAUGUACCUAAUCAUGAACCUUGGUAUUUCUGAGAACUUUGGCACCCCAGACCUCACGAAUCUCAAGUUUCCGGCACACAUGUCCGUCGACUGGAUUAGAGUCUAUCAACGGUCCAGUGAUAGGAAUGUCGGGUGUAACCCGAAGGACUUCCCUACUGAGCCAUACAUUGAGAAGUACCAGGAGGCAUACAGCAACCCGAACUUGACGACCUGGGUGGACGACUACAAGCAGUCCUGGCCGAAGAAUUCCUUCCUUGGGGAAUGCUGA